GGAACGGGCAUUGAUGACGAUGAGGAAAACAAAGAGGAGGAGCCGCCAGAGAACAGAAUAGAGGUAGAGAUACCUCGUAUUGUCACUGACCUUGGCAGCUCAUUACAUUAUGUCAAGUUACCCAACUUUCUCAGUGUGGACACCAGGCCGUAUGAUGGAGAGACUUAUGAAGAUGAGGUUGAUGAAGAUGAGGUGCUGGAUGAGGAGGGUAGAGCUCGUCUGAAACUGAGAGUAGAAAACACAAUUAGGUGGCGUAAAAAGCUGGACCAGGAAGGAAAUGAGAUAAAAGAAGACAAUGGGCAAGCGCAGAAGGAGAGUAACGCCCGUAUUGUGAAAUGGUCUGAUGGCAGCAUGUCCCUACAUUUGGGAGAUGAAAUCUUUGAUGUGUACUCGAUGCCACUACAAGGAGAUUUCAACCAUCUCUUUGUUCGUCAAGGAACAGGGCUUCAGGGACAGUCUGUGUUUAAAACAAAGCUCGUCUUCAGACCUCAUUCCACGGAAUCUUUCACCCAUCGAAAGAUGACCAUGUCUCUUGCUGACCGCUCCACCAAGACUCAGAAGGUGAAGAUCCUGCCUAUGACUGGCCUGGAUCCAGAGGCUAACAGGAGUGAAAUGAUCAAGAAAGAAGAAGAAAAACUGCGGGCGUCCAUCAGACGAGAAAGUCAACAGAAACGAACCCGAGAGAAAAGCCAUGGUAGGGGCCUCACUGCCUCGUACCUGGAAGGUCGCGAUGAGGACGAGGAGGAAGAUGAUGAGUCCUUCUCCAUCAGUGCCAUCAAGAACAAGUACAAGCAGAAUAAAGACGCCAAGAGGGCAAACAUUUACUCCAGCGAUGAAAGUGAGGAGGAGAAGGAGAGUCGCAAGAAGACCAAGAGGGUGCUGAGUGACGAG
This is a messenger RNA of Candidula unifasciata, 891 nucleotides long. The record is from the annotation of a GenBank genome assembly. Lineage: Eukaryota; Metazoa; Mollusca; Gastropoda; Stylommatophora; Geomitridae.